This is a messenger RNA of Elephantulus edwardii (Cape elephant shrew), 924 nucleotides long. Its product is annotated as olfactory receptor 4C45-like. The coding region runs from base 4 to 924 and encodes 306 amino acids. Gene Ontology annotation, biological process: G protein-coupled receptor signaling pathway. The transcript has a single exon. Gene Ontology annotation, cellular component: membrane. Gene Ontology annotation, molecular function: olfactory receptor activity; G protein-coupled receptor activity. NCBI's taxonomy places the organism in Eukaryota, Metazoa, Chordata, Mammalia, Macroscelidea, Macroscelididae. The record is from RefSeq and is a predicted model, not a curated record.
AGGAUGAGAAACGUCACAGAAUUCAUGCUGCUGGGCCUGACUCAGAAUCCACAACUGCAGAAGCUGUUAUUUCCUGUACUUUUAAUCACCUACUUGUUCACCUUGGCAGGUAAUCUGCUCAUCUCAGUCACUAUCCUCAUCAGCCCAGCCCUGGGCUCUCCCAUGUACUUUUUCCUGUCCUGCUUGUCCCUUAUCGAUGGUUUCUACUCCACCUCCAUAGCUCCCAAAAUGAUCUUUGACUUGAUCUCUGAGAAAAGCACUAUCUCCUUCCAUGGCUGCAUGACUCAGCUCUUUGCCGAACAUUUUUUUGCUGCUGCCGAGAUCAUCUUAUUAAUUGCAAUGGCCUAUGACCGAUAUGUGGCCAUCUGUAAACCUUUACACUAUGCGACCAUCAUGAGUAAGCCUCUCUGUACUUUCCUGGUGGGAAUGGCUGGAAUUUUGGGCUUUAUUCAUGGAGGGAUCCAGCUUUUGUUCAUACUCCAAUUACCGUUCUGUGGCCCUAAUGUCAUUGACCAUUUUAUGUGUGAUUUAAUCCCUGUUCUGGAGCUGGCCUGCACAGACACUCACAUCUUGGGGCCCCUGAUUACUGCCAAUAGCGGGUCACUCUGUUUGCUUAUUUUUUCUAUGCUAAUCAUUUCUUAUAUCAUCAUCCUGCACUCCCUGAGGUCUUACAGCUCUGAAGGACGCCGAAAAGCCCUCUCUACAUGUGCUUCCCACGUCACUGUUGUCAUCUUAUUCUUUGUGCCCUGUUCAUUCCUGUACCUAAGACCCGUGACCACCUUCACUGCUGACAAAGCUGUGACUGUAUUCUGUACCCUAAUAACCCCUAUGUUGAACCCUUUAAUCUACACCCUGAGAAAUGCAGAAGUGAAAAAUGUCAUGAAAAAGCUUUGGGAUCAAACAAUAAAAGCCAGUGACAAAUAA